Messenger RNA from Mugil cephalus (flathead mullet), 5039 nucleotides. It is a transcript of the gene nek8, whose product is annotated as NIMA-related kinase 8. NCBI's taxonomy places the organism in Eukaryota, Metazoa, Chordata, Actinopteri, Mugiliformes, Mugilidae. Bases 97 to 2187 code for a protein of 696 amino acids. Gene Ontology annotation, molecular function: protein kinase activity; ATP binding. The transcript has 15 exons. Gene Ontology annotation, biological process: protein phosphorylation. The record is from RefSeq and is a predicted model, not a curated record.
UUUUCGCCCUUUUUGUCCCUCCUUCGCUACCGUAGCUGUGGGGUCGGGUUGCCUGGAGACGGCGGAACCGUUCGGUUAUGGUUAGGAGCAGCAGCGAUGGAGAAGUACGAGAAAAUCAAAGUAGUUGGAAGAGGAGCUUUCGGGAUUGUUCACCUGUGCCGCAGGCGCAGUGACGACGCCUUUGUGAUCCUGAAAGAGAUCCCAGUGGAGCAGAUGUCACGAGACGAACGUCUGGCAGCUCAGAACGAGUGUCAGGUGCUGAAGCUGCUUAACCACCCGAAUAUUAUAGAGUACUAUGAGAACUUCCUGGAAGACAAGGCCCUCAUGAUAGCAAUGGAAUAUGCUCCAGGUGGGACCUUGGCAGAUUACAUCCAGAAGCGCUGUAACUCCCUGCUGGAUGAGGACACCAUCCUGCACUUCUUUGUACAGAUCCUGCUCGCUCUGUACCACGUGCACAACAAACUAAUCCUGCACCGUGACCUCAAGACACAGAAUAUUCUUCUGGACAAGCACCAGAUGAUUGUCAAAAUCGGUGACUUUGGCAUCUCCAAAAUCCUCGUCAGCAAGAGCAAAGCCUACACCGUGGUCGGGACGCCUUGCUACAUCUCCCCUGAGCUGUGUGAAGGAAAGCCAUAUAACCAGAAGAGUGAUAUCUGGGCUUUGGGCUGUGUGCUGUAUGAGCUGGCGAGCCUCAAGAGAGCCUUCGAGGCUGCUAAUCUACCAGCCCUCGUCCUGAAGAUCAUGAGCGGCACCUUCGCUCCGAUCUCAGACCGCUACAGCCCGGAACUCCGACAGCUCAUCCUCAACAUGCUCAACCUGGACCCGUCCAAACGGCCUCAGCUCAAUGAAAUAAUGGCUCUCCCCAUCUGCAUCAGGCCUUUGCUUAAUCUCUACACAGAUAUAGGCAAUGUAAAAAUGCGCAGGAUUGAGAAACCACUUUCCACUGUGCAGACUGGUUCUCAGGCUAGACCAGGAGGGAGGGUUCCUACCAACAGGUCCAGAGAUGGAUCAGUCGGAUUAGGAUCAGGGAAGUUGCAUUCCCUCCCGCUGUCCUCAGUCUACACAUGGGGAAGCGGCAUUUCGGCACCUCUCCGCCUGCCAAUGCUCAACACUGAGGUGCUUCAGGUGUCUCUGGGCCGCACUCAGAAAAUGGGAGUCACCAAAUCAGGACGUCUGAUCACAUGGGAGGCUCCGUCUGUGGGGUCGGGUGAGGCCAGUCUUCCUGGUGUGGUGGAGCAGAUGCAGCCUCAGUUCAUUUCUCGCUUCCUUGAGGGUCAGUCCGGCGUCACCAUCAAGUCCGUGUCCUGUGGCGACCUCUUCACCACCUGCAUGACAGACAGGGGCAUUAUCAUGACAUUCGGAAGUGGGAGCAAUGGCUGUUUAGGACACGGCAACUUCAAUGAUGUAACACAGCCCAAGAUAGUGGAGGCACUCCUGGGCUAUGAGCUCGUUCAGGUGUCCUGUGGCGCUUCCCAUGUCCUCGCUGUGACCAAUGAACGAGAAGUAUUUGCCUGGGGAAGAGGAGACAAUGGUCGCCUCGGGCUCGGCACCCAAGACACCCACAACUGUCCACAGCAGGUGUGUUUACCUGUGGAAUUUGAGGCCCAGAGGGUGGUGUGUGGAGUCGAUUGCUCCAUGAUUAUCAGCACUCACCACAGCAUUAUGGCAUGUGGAAGUAACAGAUUCAACAAGCUUGGCCUGGAUAAGAUCACAGCUGGAGAGGAACCAAAUCCCUUGAACCAAGUGGAAGAAGAUCACUCUUACUCUCCAGUUCAGUCAGCCCCACUGAACAACGAGAAGAUUGUUUACAUUGACAUUGGGACGGCCCACUCUGUCGCUGUUACAGAGAGGGGUCAAUGUUUCACCUUCGGCAGCAACCAGCACGGACAGAUGGGCUGCAGCUCCCGUCGUAGCAGCCGUGUCCCCUACCUGGUCCCCAGCUUACAGGGCAUCACCAUGGCUGCCUGUGGCGACGCCUUCACGUUAGCUAUCGGAUCUGAAGGAGAGGUGUACACGUGGGGUAAGGGUGCCCGCGGCCGCCUCGGAAGGAAGGAGGAGGACUCUGGGAUACCGAAGGCGGUGCUGCUCGACGAGAGUCACCCGUUCACCGUGACAUCCGUGGCCUGUUGUCAUGGCAACACCCUGCUGGCAGUGAAGCCUCUACUCGAGGAUCCUGUCCCGAGAUGAUCUUGUCCCGAAUGCUAACCACCCUGCAGCCGUCGUAAAACCCAGCGGUGGCCUGAGGAGCAGGACAGCUUCCUUCCAGAGACCCAUCUGUGCCUCAGUUGAAAGAUUUCCUUUCACUCUGCAGCUGCAGCCUCAGAUUUUCACUCUCGUGGUUUGAUAUCACAGACUGCAACACAGAGAAGUUCACAACCUGUCCGUGGCAACAGGUGUAUCUCUGCAGAUCAUUUAAAGGUAGUGUUGCAACACUGAUACUGAAGCUGGAUAACAGGAAGCCACGCUCUCUUGUGACGAACUAUUGUCCUUCCUCACGUGUAACGUUAGCACAGUGAACCGCGGCAGGCCGGCAAAAGUCAAACUGGUUUGAGCUCUUAAGCAAGUGGUGAUUGAGUUGUAAAGAAUGAAACCACUUGAGCGUUGAGCAUUCAAAGAACACGUUAAUCUUGGUCACAUCGUCAGUGGUCACUUUGUGCUUUAUUGGAUUAGUCCUCCUAUACAGCAGUGUACAAAACAGAUAACGACUGAACUGCUGAGUCUGAAAUCACUUCCUCGUUCACUCACUCUCUUUCUAACAAACACUCAGCAGUAAAAAGAGAUUUUAGACUCAUUAUUCUGCUUCAUCGCUGACUGUAGUAGGAAGUAGUGUACAUGCAGUCAAUUGUGCUGGUUUAAAUCUGUUUUAGGAAUCUUUAAUGGGAAGAACAGCGCAAAUAUUUUCACAAUUCGGACUCACACAAAAUGGUAGACGGUGAACAAAGUGAACGACAUAGCAAACAGGGAGUGAUUCCAGGCACUGCCUUCAUACUUUUGUUAAAACGUGACACGUGUUGCUAACAUGUCGUGGUGAUAUAUGUUCAGUAAACUGUGACCAAAGACAAAAACAUCCAGAAAGUCGAGCAGGAAGGCUGCCAGUAAGGCGUGAACAAGUUUAGGUUUGCUUUAGGUUUCAUCAUAUACUAGACGGCCUCUUCCCUCUUCCCAGUGUAGAAAUACAUAGAUCAGCCAUAAAAUUAUGACCACCUUUCCGAAUAUUGUGUAGUUCCCCUUUUUGUCACCAAAACAGCCUUGAACCAUCAUAACAAGGACUCCACUUAGACCUCUUAAAGUCUACUGUGGUGUCUGGCACCAAGACUGUUAGUAGCAGAUCCUUUAAGUCCUGCAUCUUGAUGAACUACUUGUUUUGUUCCUCAAACCAAGACCCCACAGACAGACGUACAGGCGUACAUGGUCUGUAGCAGCACUUAGCUCUGGGGUAGGUGUCAAAAUAGCAUCCACAUGAAUGGCAGGACCCAAGUAUCCCAGCAGAACACUGCCCAAAGCAUCACAUUGCAUCUGCCGGCUUGUCUUUUUCCCAUAACGCUUCUUACUGCCAUGCGGUACCCAACCGAGCAACAUACACAUACUAGACCUGUUCUAGUGUGUUCUGAUGCUCGUGUGUACAUAUGUAAGAGCUUCUGGAGCUACAUUUUCUAGGAUAGGACCAUAUGGCUCAGCCUUCACUUCCCACCGAUAUCAGUGAUCCUUGUGCCACCCAUGACCCUAUUGAUGGUUCACGUCUUUUCUGUCCUUGGACCACUUUUGAUAUGACCACUGAAGACUGAGACCACCCCACAAGUGCUGCAGUUUUGGUGAUGCUGCAUGAUCUGGUCCGUGUCAGAGUCAAAUCCUUCCACUUGUCCAUUUUUCUUGCUUCCAUCAUCGACUUUGAGGAAACAUAUUCACUUGCUGCCGGAUAUAUCACAUCCUCUGACAGGUGCUAUGAUAACCAGAUAAUCAGUGUUAUUCACCUGUCAGUGGUCAUAAUGUUAUGGCUGAUCAGUGUAGCACAAGUAAAAGAGCUGCACUCAGUUUUUUACUCAAAUGAAAGAUAUAUAAAAUUAACUUUAAAUUUUGUAAUGAAGGGAAAUUCAUUCAGAAUUUGUUUUCUCUAAGUAACAGAAGUAAAAGUUUUGCAUGGUGGCUUUAAUUUGAAGUUCUUGUAUAUGACUAUAUUAAUAAUGUUACAACAGUUUUCAAACCAGCUACAGUGUUCUUUACAGAAUAGAAAAGAAAGCAUGAGACAAGUAAAAUAGAAGCAAUAAAACAAGAACUAAUCCACAAAAUCUUUCCUGUAAAGGUCAGUUUUGAAUCUCCCUUAAUAAAUCCACAGAUCAUUAUUUAUUUAAGCUAGCAAAUAAUGUAGGGAUGACAACUGUAUGAUGUAUAAAGUACAGAAAUAGAAAUACAAUUUUAACACUGCUGAAAGUGUGAAUUAAUAUCUUUGUGUAUUAUAAUGUUUGCAUUUAAUUAUCUUUUUCUCACUGUGAUAUUUUCUACUGCUAAAGCUUUUAUUGGUAAAACAAAAAAAGAAAGAUGUAUAUCCACAAUAAAAGCUUUAACAUGACAAUGCAAGAUACUAAGAUACUAAAAUAAGAUACUAAAGAUACUAAACAUUUAAAGGAUAUGAAGAUGUGUUACCUGCUUUGCUUAAAAUUAGUAUUUAUGUUGAAUCAUGAGUCUUAUCUAUAAAAUGAAUGUGAUUUUUUAAUGUGAUGACCUGAUAUAUAAUAACCUUCUCAGUGGCCGUAUGGUCGUCUCUGCUCAUCUCCUCUACAUCAGCCUCAGAUUAAUCAGCAGCCCGUGUCAUUAUUAGCAGGAUUUUUUCAGUAAUUGAUUCUUCUCGGAGGACACUGCUCAGCUGCUAUUGUUGUCCUGUAUGAUGAUGUAAUGGUGAUGUAAUCCGGUGGCAACACAGCAGGUGAAACAUGAUCCAGAUGUGGGCAUGCGCGCUGCGUUGCCACUGUGAAAAGUGACGUCCAGCUGUUUACUAUUUAAUGAGUGUAAGAAGUAAGGCCAUAUUUGUUUUGUUUUGUGAA